Molecule: messenger RNA, 411 nt
Organism: Linum trigynum
Lineage: Eukaryota; Viridiplantae; Streptophyta; Magnoliopsida; Malpighiales; Linaceae
Source: the annotation of a GenBank genome assembly
AUGGACCGCAGCAUUCUCAAAGCUCGAGAACCAGCCCGAGAAUUUCACCACACCGAGCAUGACCCUCACCCUAUCAUGAUUGCAAAUACCAAUCCACUACAACCACAAAGCCAGCCAAAACCAUCUACCAACCACAUCCUGAAGAUGACACCAGACCAACCGAGAACACUGAAGGAGAAGGCCAAUCCAAGGAGCAACCAAUCAGAGGUCAGACACAGCACCUACGAGAUCUUGUCAGCACAUAUAUGGCAUUGUGUCAGCAAAGCACGCGGCUUGACAGAUGAGCAGCCAACCAAAUUGCAGAUCCCAGUCAAUGCCAGAUCCAGAAUGAAACCUCCAAUUGCUCGGGAGAACUUAGGCAACGUGAUUGUUCUUACCACAAGCAUUCGCUGCAACACGAGAGCUUGCUAA